UAAGUCUAAUAGGCUAUCAGAGUUACUGUUUUGGUUAGGAUUUUCACUGAUAGUAAAGCACUGACUGCCAAUUACUGGAUUGGUUAUCAAAUGAGAUUAUUUUAUUCAAAUCAAUUAUUGCACAACUACUAAAUUGCACCGGGUCAAUAAUACUGUGAUAACCUGCUCAGAAAGUCUUUAUUUGUAAUAUAGUGGACUUAAUAGGAAACAUUCAUGCAAGCAUCACUCCCAAUUCACGAAGCCUUAAAAACCCUAUCUUGGCUAAUUGGUAAAUGGGUUGGCAAUGGUCUUGGAGAGUAUCCAACUAUUACACGAUUCAAGUAUUGUGAAGAGUUGGAGUUCACUUCUCUAGGACAGCCUCUGUUGAAUUACACAUCUCGGACAUGGCAUGCUGAGAAGAAAAAUCCAAUGCACUUUGAGUCAGGCUUUUUAAGAAUAAAACCGGGAACAAGAGAUGUUGCAUUCAUGAUUUCGCACAAUUUUGGUUUAUCUGAAGUAGAGGAAGGACAAGUUGAAGAUUUAAAGUUAGUGACAACAUCACAAGAUAUUAAAAGAAUGUCAUUUGCCAAGGAUCCAGGAGUAACUCAGAUACAUCGAGAAUAUAGUCUACAAGGAGAUGUUUUAAGCCUAACACUCUCAAUGGCAACCACUAACACGCCCUUGACAAAGCAUCUCACUGUUACAUAUAAGAAGAUAUCUUAACACACUGUCACAAGUGUCAAUAGUAAAAAUAUUGUUUUAAAAUACUCUUUAUCUUGGAUGAAUUGUAAAAUAAACUCUUAUAAAUACUAAAAAUAAAUUCGAUGGUAUUUUCCUCAUGAAUAUUUGUAAUAUAUACCUGUAUUUGAUAACCAAUAGUUCCUCAUUUUCCUAAGCUUUAGUUUGAAAUUUUUCAAAUAAAAAAAAUAUUUGUGUUACAUAACGUUUA
Molecule: messenger RNA, 928 nt
Organism: Homalodisca vitripennis (glassy-winged sharpshooter)
Lineage: Eukaryota; Metazoa; Arthropoda; Insecta; Hemiptera; Cicadellidae
Product: peroxynitrite isomerase THAP4-like
Exons: 4
Coding region: 214-702 (162 amino acids)
Source: RefSeq, a predicted model, not a curated record